CUGAUAAAUUCCAUCAAACCCCACUUUGAUCUAACCUCGUUUUCUGAAAGCAGCGUAGCACUUCAAUCAAGCUCGUAAAAUUUCAUCAAAUAGCUAUGGACCCCACCGAAUGCAAUCCAACGGUACAAAUUCCUCCCAACACGUCAUCGUUCAAAUCCUAGAAACAUCUAAAUCGCUAAAACCCCACACUCUGAGAAUUUUUCAAAUCCCCCCCCGCUCUUCCUCUCCUCCAUCACUCUCUCUGUGUCCGCCGCCGAAAAUGCUCCCGCCGGAGCUCAAUCCUCGCGCCCAUUUGCAGCCGUACAUCUCAGCCUCCAUCAGUGCCCCUUCCUUCUCCUCCUCCUCGUUCAACGGCGACUCCUCCUCCUCUCCCUCACUUUACUCAAACUCUAACCUUAGCGAAUCUUUCACCGGCAAUGUUACCAAUCGAUCUCUCAAGAACUCGCGCUUCUUGCCUACUUCAUUUGCCCACAACGGCCGCAUAGCCCUCGCUUUAGUUCCAUGCGGUCUGUUUUUGCUCGAUUUAGGUGGGACACCCGUCAUCGCAACCCUAACCCUGGGUUUAAUGAUCUCUUAUAUUAUAGAUUCACUUAACUUCAAAUCCGGUGCGUUUUUCGGCGUUUGGUCGUCGCUAAUCGCCGCUCAGAUUGCUUUCUUCUUCAGCUCGUCCCUCUUUGUGACGUUCAAUUCGAUCCCUUUGGGUAUCCUCGCUCUGUUGCUGUGUGCUCAUACUAAUUUCUUGAUCGGCACUUGGGCUUCACUUCAGUUUAAAUGGAUACAAAUCGAAAACCCUUCUAUUGUACUUGCUCUCGAGAGGCUUUUGUUCACGUGUUUGCCGUUCACUUCGUCGGCAAUUUUUACUUGGGCGACAGUUUCGGCUGUCGGUAUGAACAAUGCAGCUUAUUAUCUUAUGAUUUUCAAUUGUGUUUUUUAUUGGCUUUAUUCGAUUCCGCGUGUUUCAAGUUUUAAAUUGAAGCAAGAAGUUAAGUAUCAUGGUGGGGAGGUACCUGAUGAUAAUUUAAUAAUUGGGCAGCUUGAAAGUUGUGUUCAUACGUUGAAUUUGUUGUUCAUUCCUUUGAUAUUUCACGUUGCCUCACAUUACUCAAUUGCGUUUUCGUCUGGUGCUGCUGUUUGUGAUCUGUUUUUGCUGUUCUUUAUUCCGUUUUUGUUUCAACUGUAUGCGUCUACGAGAGGUGCACUUUGGUGGGUUACAAAGAAUGAGAAUCAUUUGAAGAGUAUUCGUAUGGCUAAUGGAUCUGUUGCUUUGGUUGUGGUGGUUAUUUGUUUGGAGAUUCGGGUGGUUUUUCAUUCAUUUGGGAAGUACAUUCAGGUUCCACCACCGCUGAAUUAUCUUCUAGUGACAAUUACUAUGCUUGGUGGGGCUGCUGGAGCUGGUGCUUAUGCACUUGGUAUGAUUUCAGAUGCUUUCAGUUCUCUGGCAUUUACUGCCUUGGCUGUAGUAGUUAGUGCUGCUGGCUCAAUUGUUGUGGGAUUUCCUAUAUGGCUGAUUCCACUGCCUUCAUUUGCUGGCUUUUAUAUGGCUCGCUUUUUUACAAAGAAAUCCUUGCCAUCUUACUUUGCAUUUUGUCUGCUGGGGAGCGUGAUGGUCACUUGGUUUGUGGUUCACAAUUUCUGGGAUCUAAAUAUAUGGUUGGCAGGCAUGUCAUUAAAGUCCUUUUGUAAACUGAUUGUUGCGGAUAUUUUGCUAGCCAUGGCUGUUCCUGGUUUGGCCCUCCUGCCAUCAAAAUUGCAUUUCUUGACAGAGUUUGGUUUGAUUAGUCAUGCCUUGCUGCUAUGCUAUAUUGAGGAUCGAUUUUAUAAUUACUCUAGCAUCUACUUCUAUGGGAUGGAGGAUGAGGUGAUUUAUCCUAGUUACAUGGUCAUCAUGACAACUUUAGUAGCUUUGGCCAUAGUGAGAAGACUCUCUGUGGAUCAGCGAAUUGGACCAAAAGCAGUUUGGGUUUUGAUUUGCCUCUAUUCUUCAAAGCUGGCUAUGCUUUUUAUUACUUCAAAGUCUGUUGUCUGGCUCACCGCUGUUCUUUUAUUAGCUGUUUCUCCUCCAUUGCUUCUUUACAAGGAUAGGUCAAGAGCGGCCUCAAAGAUGAAAGCUUGGCAAGCUUAUACCCAUUCUGCUGUGGUGGCUUUAUCGGUCUGGUUCUGCCGCGAGACAAUUUUUGAAGCCCUGCAAUGGUGGAAUGGAAGACCUCCAUCCGAUGGUUUACUUCUAGGUUUCUGUAUCAUUUUGACAGGAUUUGCUUGUGUACCCAUAGUUGCUCUACAUUUCUCCCAUGUCCUGCCUGCCAAGAGAUGCCUAGUGCUGGUGGUGGCAACCGGUCUCCUAUUUGUUCUGAUGCAGCCUCCGAUUCCAUUAUCAUGGACGUACCAUUCUGACCUAAUUAAAGCUGCUCGUCAAUCUGUUGAUGACAUUUCCAUCUAUGGCUUCAUGGCAUCAAAACCUACGUGGCCUUCUUGGCUGCUAAUUGUUGCAAUAUUGCUAACUCUAGCAGCUGUGACAUCGGUCAUACCGAUCAAGUACAUUGUAGAGUUGAGAACAUUUUACUCCAUUGCCAUGGGAAUUGCUCUCGGUAUCUACAUAUCUGCUGAGUUCUUCCUUCAGGCUCCUCUCCUGCAUGCACUCAUUUGUGUAACCAUGGUUGGCACCUCUGUCUUUGUGGUUUUCACCCAUUUCCCAUCUGCUUCAAGCACAAAACUCCUGCCAUGGAUAUUUGCUUCACUGGUGGCUCUCUUUCCUGUGACAUAUUUGUUGGAGGGUCAAGUCAGAAUCAAAAGCCUAAGCCUCAUGGAAGAUAGUGUUGUUGGCGAAUUUGAAGAGGAAGACAAGAAGCUAGCAACUCUGCUAGCUGUUGAGGGUGCAAGGACAUCUCUUCUUGGUUUAUAUGCAGCAAUAUUUAUGCUUAUAGCUUUAGAGAUAAAGUUUGAACUUGCCUCACUUAUCCGGGAAAAGGUUGUGGAGAGGGGUGGAAUCAGGCAUAGCCAAUCUACUCAAAGCAGUUCUGCUAGUUUUCCUACGCGAAUGAGAUUCAUGCAGCAGCGUCGUGUAUCUACAGUGCCGACUUUCUCAAUCAAGAGGAUGGCUGCCGAGGGGGCAUGGAUGCCGGCAGUUGGCAAUGUUGCUACCAUAAUGUGCUUUGCAAUAUGUCUAAUCUUGAAUUUCAAUCUUACUGGCGGUUCAAACCAGGCCAUAUUCUUCCUGGCUCCUAUUUUACUGCUUCUCAACCAGGAUUCUGAUUUUGUUGCUGGUUUUGGUGACAAGCAGAGAUAUUUCCCUGUCACGGUAGUCAUAUCAGGCUACUUGGUCUUGAGUGCCCUCUAUAGCAUAUGGGAAGACAUUUGGCAUGGGAAUGCUGGAUGGGGCCUUGAAAUGGGUGGUCCUGAUUGGUUCUUUGCCAUCAGGAAUCUCGCUCUUCUCAUUCUUACAUUCCCAAGCCAUAUCAUUUUCAAUCGGUUUGUUUGGAGUUACAAUAAGCAGACAGAUUCAACUCCGCUGAUGACACUGCCACUUAAUCUACCAUCCAUCAUAAUAACAGAUGUGAUACAGGUUAAGGUAUUGGGGCUAUUGGGAAUUAUUUAUUCCCUUGCCCAGUAUAUAAUCUCUAGACAGCAAUAUAUCUCUGGAUUGAAGUACAUUUAGACAAAUACAACACUGUACAAUAUGUUUUGGAAAUUUUCAGGUGAGGUAUGUUCAUUCUGGCAUUUUGCAUUUCCCAGAUUGCCUGAACCGGUAAUAGUUUCUUUCUUCAAGGUUUUAUAGCAAACUGUUGCUCCAGGACUCAUCAUAGUAGGAGAAAUUAAUCCUUGAAAUGAAUUGAUGGUUUUGGUUAAGGUUAAUUCCCAUUUUAGUGUUGCAACGAUGAAUAGCAUAGCAUUGAUUGAGCAUCACUUGAAAUGUAUAUUGACCACAGCUUCUGUUGAACAAUGUUGAGUAACAUUCUGAAGAAUGAAGUUACUUUGGGCAUCUGUCUGAACUUUAGUCUCAAAGAUUUACGGAUUUUACUGAGAUUAUGGCCAUGUAGUUGGAAAUGAAUAUCAGUCUAUAGAUGGUGGUAGCCUUUCUGUUGUCAUUCUUGAACAGCAAAUUGAUUUUAGAUCAUGCAUUUUAAAGCUUCCAUGUU
This is a messenger RNA of Mangifera indica (mango), 4133 nucleotides long. RefSeq lists its product as uncharacterized. The transcript is spliced from 4 exons. The record is from RefSeq and is a predicted model, not a curated record. Lineage: Eukaryota; Viridiplantae; Streptophyta; Magnoliopsida; Sapindales; Anacardiaceae. Bases 110 to 3652 code for a protein of 1180 amino acids.